Messenger RNA from Hibiscus syriacus, 951 nucleotides. RefSeq lists its product as uncharacterized. NCBI's taxonomy places the organism in Eukaryota, Viridiplantae, Streptophyta, Magnoliopsida, Malvales, Malvaceae. The transcript has a single exon. The coding region runs from base 1 to 951 and encodes 316 amino acids. The record is from RefSeq and is a predicted model, not a curated record.
AUGGAUUAUUCAAGCGAAGAUGAAGAAGAGUUCGUGUCACGAACUGAGUCAGUCCCAGCAUUUCUGAAUUCUAGUCCCAUAUCAAAUCCACUCCAGUCACUUAUCUUGAACCACCAAAACCACCCAGCAACUUGCUUUGAUCUUUCUGCAAAUUUUCUCAACCCUUUCUCUCAAUCCGAUCCAAAUUGCAGUGUCGACUUUGGUAACCUUCAAGGCUCAUCUUCAUCACAAGGACUCGUCAAUCAAGUCUUGUAUCCAAGCUCGUCAACACCGAUGCAAUCAAAGCCAUCUCACGAUAAUGGUCCAAGGCCUUUAACAAAAUAUGGUCAGAAAAGUUCUGUCAAGAACCCCAAUAAACGAACAAGAGCAUCGAGGACGGCACCCACUACAGUUCUCACUACCGACACAAUGAAUUUUAGAGCAAUGGUGCAAGAAUUCACAGGAAUCCCCGCACGGCCGUUUUCAGGUUCAUCGUAUUCUCGAAGGCUCGAUCUAUUCGGCUUCGGGUCAGGUAUGCGAUCCGGCCAUUUGGAAACUUUAGGUUCUCUCUACCCUCUAUGUCCCUCGGCUAAAAGGGUUAAGCCUACUUCAAUUGCAUCCUCUUCUUCACCUUCAUUGUUAACUCAUCCUUUAUUUGGUGCUAAUAUUACCAAUACAACUAGUAAUAACACCUUUUCGACAUCUAGUAAUUACUAUGUUCAACAGCCUCAGAAUAUGUUAAACUUGCAGAAUUUCCAGUCCUUCAUACAUCCUCCACCUCUUCAAUCUUGUCUUAAUUUGCGAGGUUUUGCUGUGAGUUCCCAUGGAAGUUCAGCAUUGUCUUCCCUUGAUGACUUGGGCUUGACUCAUGGCAAUGCAACAGCCGUUGGACCGAACGACGGAAAUCAAGAUUAUUUGAGGCCCUUAGACUGGAAUUAUGAUAGUAGUGAUCAGAAUUCGCAGAGAGUUUAA